AUUUGCUGGCCGCGGCGGCCGCAGUUGCGCGAGACAACCUGCCCGGAGUACCUUCUUCUUGAUAUCAGGUCCAGCCUCUUCACCAACCGAUAUCCGACAAUCCUGUGUCGCCACUGAUCAAUCCAGACGGCGCACGUGCCGUAUCCAUAGUGAUCCCGCCAAUCCUUUACGAAAUCUUCGAUCGAAAGAUCGAUCGGUCUAUUGUUUACAUCAAAUACUUUAGUGAAAUUUUACAACGUUUCUACAAUGAUAAUUCGUCGCUCCUGUGUUUCUCUUAUCAAGUUCUGCCGUUGAAACACAGCAUCCUACAAAUGUACAAGAGAUUAGUGUGAUACUGAUUAGAGGUUAAGAAGAUAGAAACACAAGAUAAUCGAAUGUGGGAAGAGUAUGGAGCUCUGGCUACGUCUACGUUUAGAGAAGAUUUAUACAUACCCAAUGUUUAUCGCUAUUAUUUUGGUGCGAAAGAUGUCAAAUGAUUCGUAAAUCUGUGCCCUAGGACAAGUCUUACAUUAUUGUCGUCUGUUCGGGAACGAGCUCAAUAUUGUUAUACCAGAAACAUAACAUGCACUAUGUAUUAAUAGUAUGUGUGCAAUAACAAUAUAUGCGUAAUAGUGUAUACUAAUAUAGAAAUUUGUUUUUAACGAGAAGAUAUAGAUAUAUACAUACAAAUCAUACGAAUUUUCCUGGCAUUAGUUACUAUCUGAUAUUGAAAGUUCACUGGAUAAAACUCCAUGGGAUUAACUAGUGUUGUUAUUCCUAAAACGUAUAGUAUACAUAUGUAUAGAUAGUAUAUGUAUAAUAGGACUAUACGUAUGAUGAUAUAUACUGCUAUAAAAAUCUGUUUUCAACGAAAAGAUUUAUAGUAGAUGCAUAAUAUUAUAUGCAUAUAGAAGGAUCGUAUGAAUUUUCCUCAUAUCAAUUGUUAUUUAGUAUUGAGGAUUAACUGGAUGGGACGCGGAAACCGUAUACUUGCGGCCCGCCGGAGGUGCAUCGUGAUUAUGUGACAGUUUUGUGAACGUGAUUAAAUUGACCUCGAUACAUUGUGGACAUCCGUGCGGUGCGUUUAAUUCCGAACUGUGUUUUCGCUGCUUUCCACUCAAUUCAUCGUUUUCGAUGACACCUACGAAUUUAUAAAAAAAAAGAAAAAAACGAUGUUUCGUGUAAAACCUGAUUAGAUCUGGAAGAAAUCAUCGUUUCAAGUUGGAGGAAAAAGAAAAAGAUUAUAUCUUUUUCUUUUCUUAUCGAGAAGACGAUCGAUGGUCAGCGUGUACGGAGUGCAGCUCGCAUUUUAUCGUGGACAUCGUCGCAGUGACAGCAGGGGCUCUUUGGUGAUGUACGACAGCGCUAGCUGUUCGUACGCAGGUGCGCUCGAAUUAAAGGGAGCCUCCGGGGCCGGAGCCGCGGCCGCGGCCGCAGGAGUAACCGCGGCCGGUGUUAAGCAGGAGAAUUGGCCGUACCGUGGCCUGACCUGCGGUAGCACCUUCCAGAGGCUCAAGGAGAGCGUCGACAAAGCGAAACAGGCGCUCGCCGACCGCGGUGGAUAUCUAUCCGGUGCUUUCUCGCCGCCACCACGUGCCAAUCCAUCCGCCAUUUCACCAACCGCGUCUAUCACCGAUGCCAGCAGUUCGUACAAAGGAGGCUGGAGCCACGCCACGUCGCCAGCUCCUGGACAGGGAUACGGAAGCAGCUUAUCCAAGUCAGCACUGGACACGCACACCCACCUCAGGCAGCCUGAUCCCUAUCAAAUGUUCGGAGCGACGAGCAGUCGGCUCGCGAGCUCCGGUUCCGGUCAGAUUCAGCUCUGGCAAUUUUUACUCGAGCUACUGUCAGAUUCGAGCAACGCCGCGUGCAUUACGUGGGAAGGAACCAACGGCGAAUUUAAGUUGACUGACCCUGACGAGGUGGCGAGACGUUGGGGCGAAAGGAAGUCCAAGCCUAAUAUGAAUUAUGACAAAUUGUCGAGGGCUUUGAGAAAAGAACCUCGAUCUUCUACAAAUUUCUUCAAACUAACUCUCAACUGGCAUUAUCGAACCACAGAAGAAAUCUAUGUUAAAUUUCCAGAUAGGUACUACUACGACAAGAACAUCAUGACGAAGGUCCACGGGAAGAGGUACGCGUACAAGUUUGACUUCCAGGGCCUGGCGGCAGCGACGCAGCCCGCAGCUGCGGACCCAGCCGCGUAUAAAUACCAAAGCGAGUUGUUUAUGUCCGGUUAUGGGCACGCGAAGUUAAACCUCAUGCCGCCACCGGCCGCCUCCGUGUCGGUCUCCGUUCCAGGCGGCCUUUUCCAAUCGGCCUCCAGCUACUGGUCCACGAGUCCGGGUGCCAACCUGUAUGCGGGACACCACACGGCCUCUGGCCAUGUGCCGCCUCAUCUGGGCACCUAUCCGCACUACGCAUGACCCACCGCCGAGCACUGGGGCGCCCUGGGUACGCCACGUUAACAAGUUUCUACUCGAGGGAAUUUAACCGACCGCCGCCAUCGCGGUCUACGUGUGCCGUCGGUCCGUGGAUCCGCAAAUAGACCACACCUUUUGCGAUUGCACUAUCCUGCUGUAGUGGUUGGUGAUGUCGUUUCAUCUGUCCUCUUGCAAUUUUUGUUUCUUUGAUAAAUAUUUAUAUCCUUCUUUGGUUCCAUUGAAUUCUUAAUUUUCUCAUUGCCUUUGCUUGGCCAGAAAGUGGAUAAUGAAGUGAAUAGAGAAAUCUUAAAGUAUUAAUGUAACCUGUGAAAUUUUAGACAAAUAUUAAUUGUAUGAUUUUAUAUAACAUGUAGAUAAGACAUGUGCAACGUGUAUUAGAGAAUUGGAAAGGUAUGUAUAUGAAUAAUUAUGUUUCGGUAUCUGGGCAGAUAUCGCGUGUACAGAUAUUAGAGAAUAUUAUAUGCGUAUUAAUAUGUGCAUAAGAAUACGUGUGUAUUUACAUAUUCAGAUAGUUUAAUUCGUGUAUGUUUUAAUACGUGAACGUUCUAACAUCUAAUUUUUUGUCUCAACGAUUAUGUACUAUAUAUCGGUGUGUCUAAGAAAUACAGCGACCAAGUAAUGACAUACACGACGAAAUUAUAUUUUUAGAAAUCUCUAAGUUACAGAUAACAUUGACAAUUUUUUCUCUAAAAAUCCAGUUCUCUUGGAGGACGGAUCUCCUCUGAACAAUAUUAAAUGAAUCAAUCUCCUGUUUCAGCAUAUAUAAUAUCCUAAUAUAAUAUUUUAAUAUAUAUUCUUUCUUAACGCACGUUAAUUAAAAAAAUGACGCGAAUUAAACUAAAAUACGUUAAUACAUAUAACGCACAUAUAUUUAAAUAAACAUGUAACGCAGACCUCUAUCGGAAAUUAGCUAUUUCAUAAUAACAAUAGAAUUUUUGUAUUGAAAAUUGGCAAUUUUCAUAGUAAAAUCAUGACAAGAAAAUCAUGAUACAAAGUGAGAGUCGUUCCAAACUCGUAGAUUCCUUGAACACGUAUCGAGCAGCAUGUAAAACACUGUUUAUUAUAAUAUUCUCCCUUGCGUGACCACUGGACAAUGCAAAUAUUCAGUGACAUUCCUGCAAGACUGAAUGGUUUUGUUCGUGGAUUUGAUAGAAGAGAAUACAUUCCUACUUGAGCAUGAUAGAGGUUCCCUGAAAGAUAGAACAACGUUGAAAUUUUUAUCUUUCGUUCUAAUCUUUCCUAAGUUUAUUGCUACUGAAAGAUAAAAUUAUAAUUUUACGCAAAACAAUGUUCGAAAGCUAUGGUUUUACUAUCAAAUAAAAUACUUGCUCACGGCUUAAAUAAUCUACUCCAGUUGAUAUUUAAGUCAUGAAACUUUCCGUUUCAUCCGACAUCAAGGUGCACGUGGACAGAUUAAAUGAUCAAACUAAUCAGCAAUAUCAUAGUCGCUGUCACGACCAGCCGAUCUGGUUCCUUAGCAGCAAACAGCGACCAAUUUAAAUUACUGACGCGAAACUGACGAUCACGCGAGACCACUCUGCCCCCAAAAGCUUUCGUUCACGACCGACGGUGCACUCGAAUUAUUGUAAGAACAUUGUACAUACAAUAUAAUGGAUUACGUAAGUACAGGGUACGUUCACAAGACGAUUCUCGUCAGUCGUUUUAUCUCGACGAUAUCCAGUACCAUCAUUGGCAGUAAAGUUUGUAUAAUACUAUGGAAAUAUAAUUUAUAUCUGAAUUACUCAAGUUUCAUUCCUAAACACAAAGAAUUUUCGUUUUCUAUUAUCUAUCUAAUUUUGCUAAAAGUUAUUACGAAUAAAACAUAGUUCAAUUCCAUUGUAGAUUUUACAAGAAUUAGAAAAACAUUAGACCACUCAAAGUAUCAAUUGUUUUAUACAUAAUUCUUUGAAUCAUUAUUCAUAACUUGCUGUUGUCAUUAUUUAAUAUUAUUUAAUAAAAUUUCCAAUUUAUUAGGAUUAUUAUUAUUUAGAAUAUGUAACUGUGAAUUAAUAUCUGUGGAAAGAUUCUACGUUCUAUAUUCUAAAUAAUAGUAAUCGUUAGUAAUUUUUAUCAUUUGAAAUGUUAGUACGUAGUUAAUUUUCUAAUACAAAGAUCCAAGUAGCAGCUUUCCAAUGUAAUUCAAAUGAAUUGUAAUUUUUUCACUCCAAACAUUGAAUUCUAGAAUCAUUGAUUCGUUUUCAACAAUCAUGCAUGAUAACGCCGCGAUGAACCGCGUGUCGAGAAUUAUCCUGUCCGAAAGGACGUCGCCUUGUACGCGAAUAACUAACCGGCGUACUUCCGCAGAGAAACGUCGGUGUUUCCGACUGGAUGGAAUCGAACAUGCGCAUUUUAACAAGGAAUAUCUCCGUACAGAUGCACGAUCGAGCAAUUUUGAGAACGGUUCGUCGAAUCAACGAUGAUGACAAUGAACCACAUGCGAGCAUCAUGAUGGUCGACGAUAAUCGAACAUCCAAAUAAGCUUGAUCGUUCUUGGUGAGAAAUGUUUACAUGUUCGAUUCGGGUCAAGAGCAAUGCGUGUAUUAUAAACUCUUUUAACUUAUUUGUUACAUAACGAAAAUGUAGAUAGAGGAACCGCAUGUCGUCGUUCAGAAGAAAAAUUCAUCGCGAGUUACGUUGCUCGCGUUGUUGGCGCGGAUUCAAAGGACACGCCGCGUUCAUUCAGCGACCAAACACUAUACAUGUAUAUGUGUAAUAGAACUCCAUUUAUCUGAAUUUCAUUUAGUCGAACGAGAUUAUAAUUAAAAUCUUCUUUGCUAUUUAAACGUGAAUUCUAAUUACUUAAGCGAGAAAAAAUAAGUUAGUAGAGAAUCAGUAAACUUCUAUCGCUUAAUACAAUAAAAGAGAAAGAUCUAAGAUCUUAGGAGCCUACGGUUAAAUAGUCAACGAGAGUCUAAGAUUUUAUUUAUUCGAUAUAGAUUUUAAAAUCUAUUUCAUCGAUAUAAACAUGAAGCUUGCUGGACAAAAGAUAUUCAAUGUCUCUCUUCUAUUUCAAUGGAAAACUCGUAUUUUUUGGAUCACAGAUCAAUAUUUUAAUUUCUUCACUGUCUUAGAUCGAACGACAUUUUCUACUCGUAGUGAUAAGUUAAUAAGUAGAGUAAACUCCUAAUCGCUCUCAGGUUCAGAUAAAUGAAGUUUUAUCAUUACAACCUUUCCUUCUCGCGAUCUUUGUGCGAUCACGAUUUCACAACGAAGUACGACGCGUGUUUCAGUGCCGUGGAAAAGACAAAACCGCGAGCGACCAACGAAAUUCCUACGAGGAUCUUAUGCAACCGUGAAGUCUCAUUUCUAAUUCAGCCGGUGUAGUAGAUACGUAUAGAAAUAUGUUUCUCUUGAUCCUAGGAUGACUCCUCUGAGAUUAUUUAUUUAUAAUGGUGGUAAUGGUAAUCACAAAUAUUUAUCAAAAUGAAUAUUUUCAAAAAAUAACAUUCUAAACAGACAUACGUUCACGCAAUCCCUGUAAAAGUGAGAAGUUUAAACGUUUUUCCAACAUUUACAGAAUCAAUGGUUACGAACCAAAUACAUAACGGUUUACUCACAUAUAUUGAAAAUUCAUUUUCUCAAGGACAAGGAAUUAUUGGAAACCAAUAUUCCUAGCCUUUCCGGAGUUUAUUUUCCUCGAAAAUCUCUGCAUUACUAACGUCAAUGAUAACAUACAAUCGGUGUCGAUCUCAGAAGUGAUUCCAGAAUCAGCAUAACGUGUUGUUCUUUGCCACAAGCCAAACGCUAUUAGAGAAACCAUUAAACGAGCGACAAAUCCCGGGAGAACACAGCACAUCCAUCAAUCCAACGGAAGCUCGAGUCGCAAUUAUCGAGAUUGAUAAAGUACAACGUUGAGUCAUAUCAGAACCGAACGUACGAAAUCCCGAGCCGUGCUCACCACGUCGACUCUCACCGAUCAAUCGAGAGAUGCGGUCGCUCUAUCUAUGUACAAAACAUAGGGGUAAGUUUCCAAUGUACGCAAAUCGUGGAUCCUUAGCCGGCAAAACUAAUAAAACUGAGUAAAACGAAUAAGAUGAAUAAAUUAAAGAAAACAGGUACAACAAGGAAGGAAAAAAAGACAAAAAUAAGUAAAAAAAGAUGGUUCCACGAAAGAGAAGAUCUGGCGAGCGGUGACUUACCCCUUACUGUGGAAAGGUGUACCUCUGUCGAAGAAGCGAGUAACUCCUUAAGUCGUAUACUGUAUCAUACCAUUCGUAAGACGUAAGCACCCAUAGAAUUACUCUAACGAUUUAGUCGUAAUCAAAACCUGUCGAGCGUUCCUCGGUUUCGACUAAGAGGAUCGUUCUCUCCGGGACGAGAAAACGACGCUCGCCCCGUCCUCUUCAUUUUUUCCAAAGAAACUAAAAUAAGAAAAAUAUAUAUAUAUAUAUAAAGUAACGAAAUGAAAUGCAACAAUGGGAAAGAGAAAAAAGAACAAAAAAAUUAAAAAGAAAGUGACUCCGUGGGACGUCGACGGGCCUCUAAUGUAGAUAGGGUGUUUUCAUGUGUAGCGUAGGCGUGUAGAGAACAUAGUCUUAGCGCGAGAAUGUACAUCAGAAUGUAUUUCGAUUGCAAUGUGUCCUCCUGUGUGACUCUAUUGUACGUGUACGUAUAUGUAUGUGUGUGCAUACCAUGCAUGCAUGCGUGGGAGAGAGAAAGAGAGAGAGAGAGAGAGAGAGAGAAAGAGAGGGUGAGACUGGAAAAAGGAAAAGAAGAUCGCGUACGAUACCACGGAUGAGUGGAGUAAGUGGUAAAAAGAGGAGUGGGCGUGAUUCGCACAAACUGGAACAUUGGGAUGAUAAUAAUAACAAUGACGAUGGCGACGAUGACAAUGAUGGAUGAGAGAGGGCGAAGGGUGUUUGACACUAGCAUAGACCGCGUUAGGCUAGGUAGAUAAGCGACCCCUUCGAGAGGAGAAAAAAUGAGUUUCGUCAAGAAAGACAAAAAAAUAUCGUGUAAUACGGACCACGAUGUAGCAAGGUUGUGAAAAUUUGUCAAGAAUUCAAAUAAUUCUUAAUGUCAAUUCGAGGGAAGAGAAUUAACAGAUAUAUCACACAUGGACCUGAAAUCUCAACCCAGAGCUAUAUGAAAAAAUGUUUAAUACAGAGCCAAGAUACUGCUUAAAGUACAUUAAAAUAAUAAUUUAUACUUCCACCAUAAUUUCUCUUUCUAGAUUAUCAAAAUAGUAAAAUAAUAAUUAGCUGGAAUAUCGUUAAACCUGGUUCAUAUUACUCAAAUUACCUGAAUCCAAAUCACUUGAAUUAAGAUAAAUUGACUAAUCUGAACGAGGUUAUUAGUCCCGUCAUUUUCAUUUUAUUUUGCGUAAAUCUAAAAUAUGCAAUUAUACAAUCCUAAAUGAAUCCGUAGUCAUAGUAAAAAGAAGUCUUAUGUUGGAAGAUAAAGUGGAAAUAAACAGUAACCUCGAUAUCAAUUAUCUCGUAAAUUAUUAACUAUCUCCACCCAAAAUUGAAUAUUACUAAUAAAUAGCUUCAGCUUUCCAAGCUCUACAAUUAUGCAAAGGUCCAUAAACAAAGUCAAAGUGGCACCUCGUAUCUUCUCCUUAUAAGAUAUCAAUCAUUGCAGCUAUUUGAUGGUCUUGAUUUACAACCUCGCCAUAUCGUGGCCCGUAGGUCGCGAGAAACAGUGGUAGCAGAAAGAUGGAAUCGUGAAACGGGACAUAGAUGAAAGAAGAGCCGAAGCAGUGUAAGCAGAAGAAGAGCAGCGGGGGGUGGGAAGGGGCGCUGUUGUUGUUCUUGUUGUCGUGCGCUUGUAUUAAAGUCGCCAUGUUCUAAUUAAACGUGCCGACGGGGUUGUAUCAGUCGUCGGCAAAAUCAA
This is a messenger RNA of Bombus pyrosoma, 8255 nucleotides long. It is a transcript of the gene Ets65A, whose product is annotated as transcriptional regulator ERG homolog. Gene Ontology annotation, molecular function: sequence-specific DNA binding; DNA-binding transcription factor activity, RNA polymerase II-specific. Gene Ontology annotation, biological process: cell differentiation; regulation of transcription by RNA polymerase II. Gene Ontology annotation, cellular component: nucleus. The transcript is spliced from 7 exons. The record is from RefSeq and is a predicted model, not a curated record. NCBI's taxonomy places the organism in Eukaryota, Metazoa, Arthropoda, Insecta, Hymenoptera, Apidae. The coding region runs from base 1257 to 2402 and encodes 381 amino acids.